AUGGCGACUCCCGUCGACUCCAAGCUCUUGAAGAAGACCAAAUUCCCCCCUGAGUUCAGCCGGAAGGUGGACAUGACGAAAGUGAACAUCGAGGUUAUGAAGAAGUGGAUAGCCAAGCGUAUCUCCGAUAUUCUGGGUAAUGAGGAUGAUGUUGUUAUCGAACUGUGCUUCAAUCUUUUGGAGGGUACUCGCUAUCCGGAUAUAAAGUCGCUCCAAAUCCAACUCACCGGAUUUCUCGACAAAGACACGCCCAAAUUCUGCAAAGAGCUGUGGUCUCUCUGUUUGAGUGGUCAGGAAAACCCCCAGGGUGUGCCGAAGGAGCUCUUAGAAGCCAAAAAGCAGGAACUGAUGCAAGAGAAGCUUGAGGCUGAAAGAGCUGCCGAAGCCGCUCGACGAGAAAGAGAAGAGGAGCGCAUCCGCGAGCGCGAGCUGAACGAUGUGAGACGGCGGGAACGCUCAGACCGAGGUGACAGAGGAGAAAGAGGUUGGGACAACGAUAUCGUGACUCCUCCCCUCGCCGUGGGUCUGCUCGGCCAGAUCGAACUCCGACUCAUGACCGUUCCGAUUCCCGAUCUCGUCGCCCUCGUCGGCCAGAGCUCACACCUCCGCGCGCUCGCUCUCCUUCUCGUUCUCGCUCUCCUCGUCGAUCUCGUCGGUCAAAUUACACUCCUCCACGCGCUCGCUCUCCUUCUCGUUCACCGCGUCGUUUGCAUCGAGCCGAUCUCACUCCUCCGCAUCGGUCUCGGUCUCGAUCACGGUCUCGAUCGCCUCGCCGUCACCGUCGUCCAACCCGUUCAUCUUCGCCUCGCCGUGUGUCUUCUCCAUCUCCUCGCAGGCACCGCCGUCGCUCAUACAGCCGGUCCUCCAGUCCAGAGUACAACGACCGAGCUGAACGGCGUCGAUCUCCUUCUAGUUCGCCCGGAGGCUACCGGAACCUCCCUGGCCAUUGGGAAAAGACUCCUAGUGUUGGGCCUUUCCUCGGUAGAAGCCGGCUACUACCUGACUUCCGAUACUCACACUGCACCUCACAUUCAUGACUGGGGGAAAUGGCAUAAUCUCUCGCUUGGUGCAGUGGAAACAGUUGCAGCCAUAGGGCAGCCAUCCAUGGCUACGAUCAUCGAAUUUCGGGCAACAGCAGAUAAGUUCACUGCAUUCAAUUGA
Messenger RNA from Penicillium diatomitis, 1161 nucleotides. RefSeq names its product PWI domain-containing protein. The transcript has 7 exons. Gene Ontology annotation, cellular component: spliceosomal complex. Gene Ontology annotation, biological process: regulation of mRNA splicing, via spliceosome; mRNA processing. Lineage: Eukaryota; Fungi; Ascomycota; Eurotiomycetes; Eurotiales; Aspergillaceae. The coding region runs from base 1 to 1161 and encodes 386 amino acids. The record is from RefSeq and is a predicted model, not a curated record. Gene Ontology annotation, molecular function: RNA binding.